Messenger RNA from Nannizzia gypsea CBS 118893, 1056 nucleotides. RefSeq lists its product as hypothetical. Gene Ontology annotation, biological process: peptidyl-lysine dimethylation. Lineage: Eukaryota; Fungi; Ascomycota; Eurotiomycetes; Onygenales; Arthrodermataceae. Gene Ontology annotation, molecular function: protein-lysine N-methyltransferase activity. The record is from RefSeq and is a predicted model, not a curated record. The transcript has 2 exons. Bases 1 to 1056 code for a protein of 351 amino acids.
AUGUUCCUCUCGCGCUUCAGGAGCGACGACGAGGAGGAGGCAGAGGACGUCUUUGCCAGCUUCCUGCCCGUCCUCUUCCCCGAGUCUGCGACUCCCUGCGUCGGCCAGCCAGGGCAGCAGCUCGUCUACUCGUCGCCUGCGUUUGGAGACCUCGCCCUGACGAUACCAAUACACCCGCUGGAUAAGGACAAGGCGGAGGAGCAGGAAGAAAGAGAAGAAGAGCAGCAGAAGAGGGCGAGAGGACAAGAUGUCGACAAGGCCUGCACGCUGUUUGCUCACUUUCUCUGGGGCUCGAGCUUGCUGGUGACAGACGGCAUAGAGAGAGCUUUUUCUUCUUCUUCUGAUGGUGGUGAUGAUGCUUCAGUAUGGAGCGUGAAGGGACAUGAUAUCCUAGAACUUGGUGCAGGCGAGUGCAACUACUGCAAAACCAAAGAAAAGCAUAACAUCUACAUAAAUCUGCAUGGCAGCAGUACCGCCCUGUCUUCCAUCGUCAGCGUGCUUGCCGGCGCAGAGUCCGUCACCGUCACCGAUCAUCCACUAGCCCCGAGCCUGUACGGGUCGAUACAGUCGAACAUCGACAGGAACAUACCCAAACACCUCUCUCACCGCAUCUCCGUCCAGCCGUACCAGUGGGGGGUCCUGGACAAGGGCGGCAGCGUCGACGAGGAGGAGCUGGAGACCAGAUUCCUCGACCAGAUGGCUGGCUUUGCGGCUGCCAACAGGGGACGGUUUAGCCGGAUCAUUUGUGCAGACUGUAUAUGGAUGCCGUCCCAGCACGAGAACCUGAUCCAGACUUUACUCUGGUUUCUAGCUCCCUCGUCCAGUACUCCUGCUGCGGGCAUUGCAUGGGUGGUUGCAGGCCUUCACACCGGUCGACAUAUUGUAGCCUCCUUCUUUGAAAAGGCCGUCUCGGCCGGACUGGUGGUCGAGAAGAUAUGGGAGCGAGACAUGAAUUCCACCGAGGGAGAGACGACGAGGGAGUGGAAACCCGUUCGAGAGGACGAAGGACCAGAGAACAGAGCUCGAUGGUGCAUCGUGGGCCUGCUCAGUAGGUAG